AUGGUUUCAAGUUAUGUUUACACCGGCCUGUGGGUCAAUCAUUCGCGCGCGAGAAUUAUAGGAACAACGCUCACUUUGACGAAUAAGAACGGCGCGAUUCUCGUUGCGUUCCUAGCUACACUCGUCACAGCAGCAGGACAUGCAGCAUGGACGAUCCUUCGUUACAUCUUUCAUCAACUUCGAGCAAGCGAGAAGCCACACGAUGCUCUCUUCUACCAGCAACAAGCCGCCCUCAAGAACUCGUCGUCGGCGUUGGGCACGGCAUUGACCUUCUUACGUAUGUCUUGGGCAUGGCGAAGACAUGAAAGACGGAUGAUAUGGCGAUCCUGGACACUUCUGUUUGUGACCGUUGCGGUAAUCAUUUCGGCUAUCUUCACGGCAGCAGCUAUCUUUUCCUCGCAAGUCACCCAAACUGCAGGAACAGCGUUCUUGGUCCGCUCACCCGACUGCGGGCUCUGGGAUUUCCCCAGCGAUCAGACGACAGGAUGGCAGAUAAAAACACUAAAUGAUACACAUACAGCUCAAAAUUAUGCACGAACAUGCUACCAAGGAGGAAGUGCUAACUCUCGGCUCUGUGACAGGUACAGGGUGCCUGAGAUUAAAUGGCACACUGAUAGAAAAGCCGACUGCCCCUUUGCUGCUGAAACUUGCUACAAUCUCAGCACACCUAUAAGCAUGGACACAGGAUAUUUGGAUUCUCACAAGAUCUUUGGUUUGAAUGCAGUUCCUGAGGAACGAGUUGCUGUCCGGAAGAAGACAUCAUGCUCGCCUCUUCGACUUCGAAAAUGGGUUGAUGCGGUCAACACGACCCUUGGUGACCCUUCAGAUCCGGUGACAGAUUCUUUCAUUCAGGUGUACAUCGGAGGAUUCAAUGAGAACGAUCCAGCCAUGGCAGCCAUUGCGAGGAAUUAUACUUAUCGCUGGAACGGGCACAACAUCUUCAUGGAAAGAGGCUAUGACAUUCAAACCGUAUACGCCCAUGCCGGCUAUGAAAACAACUGGGUUCCCAUCCUAGAAUUCAAUCGCACCGACGCCGACAUAACCGUUUUCUUCCUCGCCCAAAACAGCAUGCUCUACAACUCCCCAAACUCCGACGCCCUCUUCGGCGCCAACACCAUCCUGGCUGACAAUAAUAACUUCUCCUCAACGACAACGCCCAUACAAAUCUACCAACCCGAUCGUCUCAUCUCCGCCAUGGGCUGCGUCGACCAAUUCCAAAUCUGCAAUCCUGCUCUUCCCGGCCCAGAGACAACAAACAGCAUGCUCUGCACCCCCCUCGACGCUAUCGUACCCCUCUACAGAAAAGUAUCAAGCAUCCAGCUUUCCGCCACUCAAGUCGAAACAUGGCGCCCGAUAUGGAGAGGCAUGCAAUACGCCGGUAUGGACAAAGUUGCCGAUGGAAUGGAUUCUUCUGCCUUAAAGGCGCAAGAGACAGUCACAAACCUAUUCCAAACUAUCAAGUUGCCAAACGAUCAAUGGGCCGUCGAACUCGCAGCUUGGAACGCAAUCGCGCUCGCUCGCAUUCAAGCUACAGUCUUAGAAUAUGCCACUGGACCGAUCAAUGUGGUUGAGCAAGGUGGGCGAAUAAUCAAACCCAAACCAGACGAUAAAGUCGGGCAAAACAUCUGCAAGCGUCAACUCAUCCUCAACGUAGCCGGCUACCAGAACUUCAAUAUGCUUGGAGUAACAAUCAUCCUGAUUAGCUCCUCCAUCCUAAUAGUAAUCGGCUGGACGGUCGAUAUCGUCGUAGGAUGGGUGCAAGAGUGGAUGGGAAAGCAUUAUGCGCGCUUGAGUUGGAUCCAAGAUGGGUAUUUGCAGCUGCAGAGGAUGGCAUAUGAGGGGGGGGGACAUGCGGAUUGGGAGGGGAGCGCGGAUGAUGUGCCGCUUACGAGGGGACGUACGAGGGAAGAACAGGUGCUGAUGGGGUUGGAUUUGGGAGAUUUGAAGCAUCCGAGGUUGAAGAGGUUUGAGCGUGGGGUAGGGCUGGGGGUGCAGGGAAAGGCGUUGGGUGUUAAUUUGCUGGAGUAG
Messenger RNA from Venustampulla echinocandica, 2028 nucleotides. RefSeq lists its product as uncharacterized. NCBI's taxonomy places the organism in Eukaryota, Fungi, Ascomycota, Leotiomycetes, Helotiales, Pleuroascaceae. Bases 1 to 2028 code for a protein of 675 amino acids. The record is from RefSeq and is a predicted model, not a curated record. The transcript has 2 exons.